Molecule: messenger RNA, 724 nt
Organism: Periophthalmus magnuspinnatus
Lineage: Eukaryota; Metazoa; Chordata; Actinopteri; Gobiiformes; Gobiidae
Exons: 5
Coding region: 1-612 (203 amino acids)
Source: RefSeq, a predicted model, not a curated record
AUGUCGGGAGCCAGUGAAUGUAUGGGGCUUGGGCGAAGCAGUUGGAGAAGUCGGGGUGAGAAGGUUCUUUCGCCUGAGUUUCUGAAUUCCCAGCUGGCUCUGAAGUAUCCACUCAGCAAAGCCGAACAGAGGAAAUGCAGAGCAUCUGGAAAGGCCAUCCCUGCAGUGAGGCCCUGGCUCUGCUUCCCCUCUGUACCCCCCACACCCCCCGCAGGGCCCUGGAACAGUGACUUCUCUCCCCACAGGAGGCUGAGGCCAGGGGACAGGCCUAAGGGAAAUGUCCAGGAGGGGCGCUCCCACGGGGGACAAACGAUCCUGCCAUGUUACCGACCGGCCGCCGCGACCUGGAAGCCUUGUUUUCUACAUCAGACUCAAGAUGGUAGACCAAUCCCCAGUAACAGCCAUGGGAACCAAAGGGGAAGCAACAUGUCAAGAGAUGUCAUCCAUACAGAGGAGCUGUCAAAAUCUGGAGCUAGAGAGCCUGGAGCUGGUGGAGAUUCGGGCUCCUCCCAUGCACACCAGCAACUAAUCAUUAAUCAAGCUGCACCUGGGGAGGACAAAGCAAGCCAGGACCUGACACUCAGCAACGGAUCAUCUGCCUAUCCACGGUGAUCCUGCUCCCUGGACCCGCUCAGCUCCUCUGCCCCCGACUCAGCUCACCUCGUCUCUAACCCUGCUGCCCACAAUCCACUCAAGGAUUACUGCUAACAACCCAGCUCUCAAC